AUUAAGUAGUAUUAAAUGAAAGUUACUUCAGUAAAGUAGUCAAGGGAACUCAAACAUGUUCCUCAGCGACUUUUCACCACGGCUUUGGUUCGUUUUAUUGUGAAAGCGGUGACCGGAACUGCCCGACUUCACGUCCGCCAUCUUGACACGUGGUCUACGGGGCGGCGGACGGACGCAGGGAGGAGGAGGGGGAGGAGGACUAACGGGAGCUGGGAUCGCCUGUGGUAAAUUAAAUCAACCGGGGAGCGGAAACGCGGCCCGAGCGAGGAGAAGACGCGAGCUUCAGGAAACAAACAGCUGAGGUCGUCUUGACUUCCUCCUCUCGGCAUCUGCAGACAGGAGGCGAUGAAAGAAGAAGCUCAGAGACGGGGAUGAAGAUGAAGAUGCUCUCCGCUCCCCUCUGGACCUGAUUCGUCCCAUCAGCUUUGUUUUUUCACACACUCAUAUUUUAAUUUUUUGCUCGUCCUCUGACAAAAGCGAGCUCACUUUUUUUUUUAAAGGAAACAUGGCAAACAUGUGCCCUUACGGCCGCUUCACCCACGCCGUGGUGCGGGGCAUCCCGGAGACCUUCGGGAACAGGGCGGGGGACGGCGGCGAGAACGGGGACGCCUCGGUGGACCUGGCCAAAGCCCAGCGGCAGUUCGGCUGCCUGACGGGCGCCCUGCGGCAGAAGGUGGGCCUGCAGCUCAUCGAGAUCCCCCCCGACCCGGAGCUGCCGGAGGGCUGGAGGAUCGACGACGUGGCCGUCAUCCAGGGGGACACGGCGCUCGUCACCAGGCCCUUCGCGCAGCAGCGGCGCGGCGAGGCGGAGGCAGUGAGGAGGGUGGUGUCGGAGCUCAGCCUGACCGUGGUGGAGAUGGGGACGGAGGAGGGCGACUCCGCGGGAGCCACCCUGGAGGGCAGCGACGUCCUCUUCACGGGGAGGGAGUUCUUCGUCGGCAUCUCCUCGCACACCAACCGGCGGGGAGCCGAGGUGCUGGCGGACACGUUCAGGGACUUUGCCGUGUCCACCGUCCCCGUCUGCGGUGGAGCCCGACUGAAGAACAUCUGCUCCAUGGGAGGGCCAGACACGAUCAUCAUCAGCAACAGUGACGGCGCCAAGAAGACUCUGCGGAUGAUGGAACAGCUGACCGAUCACCACUACGAAGUCCUGACCGUCCCGGAGGAUGCGGCUGCCAACUGCAUCUACAUCAAAGGUCCGUCGAAACGGGACUUCCUGCUCCACCGGCCGGCGGAGGAGUGUCCCGAGAGCGUCUCGGCCUUCCAGAAGCUGCAGGACUACACUCUCCUGCCUACGGCCUGCAGCGAGGCCUCCAAACUGGGAGCGUCCCUGUCCUCGCUCUGCCUCCUCGUCAACAGAAAACACACGUAUUUCUGAAAACGAAACACCCAGAAGCGCCUCACAGCGGCGGACGAGGCCUCCGACUCAACUUUCCACUCACUAGAAUUCUUGUCUAUUUAUUGUUAAAGGAAACACUGACGUGCAGUAUUUGUAUGAGGGAGAAUUAUGAGCCGACUGUGGUAAACAAGCUGCUCCCCCUGCUGGACAAACAUUGCAGCCCAUUAAGUCUUAUUAGAAAACCACUCGUGAAACCACUGAGGUCAGCCGUAGUUUCUCACUUUCACACUUGUGAAUCCUGAGCGGCGCUUUACAGAAACUGAUGGAUGUGGAGGGGAAAAAAAUUAGCCGCAGAUUUAUUCUAAUAUCGUGUAAUUACUUUAUAUUUUGGGUUAAGUAAAUUGAAUCCUUUCACAGCAAUUGCUAAUCCUGUGGUUCCCAAACUCACGUCCACUCACUAAUGACCAUGUGUAUGUAGCUCUGUCCAUGUAACAGGCUGGUUUCCAUUUCAUCCCCCACGUCCUGCGUGUAACUGACAAGUCGUUUUAAAGGAACAUGUAGCCACUACGUACAGAAAUGCAGAUUUUAAAAACAAUUAGUGGUUUUUGCUUUUUCUAUGGGUGUGAAUUUGUGGCUGGUGUACAUGCCAAUUAAACUCAACUGACGUGA
Molecule: messenger RNA, 2008 nt
Organism: Scophthalmus maximus (turbot)
Lineage: Eukaryota; Metazoa; Chordata; Actinopteri; Pleuronectiformes; Scophthalmidae
Gene: ddah2
Product: dimethylarginine dimethylaminohydrolase 2
Exons: 6
Coding region: 506-1378 (290 amino acids)
Biological process (GO): positive regulation of nitric oxide biosynthetic process; arginine metabolic process
Molecular function (GO): amino acid binding; dimethylargininase activity
Source: RefSeq, a predicted model, not a curated record